AUGAAUAGUAUUUAGUUCAAUAUAAAAAAAUGCAAAUAAUUUUUUUGCAGACCGCAAAAAUUUUCUCAUAAACCACCAGUGAUCUACGGACCACCAGUUGGUGAUCGCUGGUCUAUAUCACCUUCUCUAUAUUUUUUUAAAAAUAUAGAGAAGGUGAUAUAUAUUACAGGUGAAGCAUACCAACAUCAACACAGGAGGAAAAGGGACACAAGAAGGGAAAGUGAUACAUGCUAUGAUGUCAUAGCACAGAUGUUAUCAAUAGUAUAAUGGCACACAAACACAAAAUGUUUUUAAUAUGAUCAUAAGACUCCUCAAUUAAUAAAUUACUAUUGCUGCUGCUGCUACUACUACUACACAGUGACAUUGUGGCUUGUUAUCAAUUACUGAUGACUGGGAAUUUUCAUCUUGCCCACAAAUAUCCUUUUCUUUCUUCCUGUGCCAUUUCUUGACUAUUCCAUAUGAGCUGCUUCUCUAUAGAUUUUAUUCUGAAAUCACACUUCCUUGUUCACAGAAUUUCCAAAAGAGAAUGGGCUUUCAUCCAUAUUCAUAUGUUUUCUCCACUAAUUGUCUUACUCUUUUUAUUUACGUACAGAUAAAAAGCAACAGGGAGGAAAAGAUGACUACCUGUAUUAUUGCCUAUUAUUCUGGUAAGAGGACUGAGUAUCUCAAUUAUCAUAAUUUAUUCAUAGAAGACUCAGGCCUCCUUUUUUCAUUUAGUAGCUGUAGGAAUUAUCUCCCCAGAAACCACUUCUACUGCAAAUAUUUAAAGAACAGCAUUUGCUCUCUGUUGACAUUUUAUCUGGUUCUCAUAAAGUUGUAUCAUUGCACGAAACCUUCAGUUUUAUGGGUUUCCGCUUAGUGGACUUUGAACACAAUAAGCCGAAUCUGCUUUUUGUUGUUUGCUUUGGCACACCCCAUAGGCCAGUUUGUGUGUGCAUUAAAUCCUAUUUGGAUUUAAUGGAUAUUCUGCUUUAACAUGUACUCUUUCUCCCAUUCAUCCAUUAAAUUUUAGGGCUAUCAGAUUAUCUAGAUUUCUACAGCCCAGAUCUGCUAAUCAUUAUUUAUUUUUUUCCUUUUGCAUCUUUACUUACUCACCCUUUACAUGUAUUUGCAAUCUGGGCAAUUUGAAAUUAUUCCAGGGGUUAAUGUACUCUGUACGAUCUGUAAAAUGAGGGAUUGCCGUAUUGUUCCACCAGUGCUGUGGUGGUCCAGCUAAUGCCAACAGGUUUUAUACUGCCAUCUGAUGACAGAAGCAGAGCCAUGCCUUGUACCUACCGGGACCCCACCGCACGGGCUCCUUCUAUGCCCCAAAAUGCUUCUGCCACACACUCCAGUGGCAAAACAUACCAGGAGCUGAAGCUUGAAUGCCAGCAGAAGGGGAUCCUCUUUGAGGAUUGUGACUUCCCAGCCAACGACUCUUCCCUGUUCUACAAUGAGAAACCAUCAAUACCCUUUGUGUGGAAAAGACCAGGGGAAAUCGUUAAAGACCCGCAGUUUAUUCUUGGAGGAGCCACAAGAACUGACAUUUGUCAAGGAGACCUUGGUGAUUGUUGGCUAUUAGCAGCUAUAGCAUCUCUUACCCUCAAUGAAAAAGUACUAGCCAGAGUUAUACCACAAAAUCAAGAUUUUGACUCAGAUUAUGCCGGAAUAUUUCAUUUUCAGUUUUGGCAGUACAAUGAAUGGCUGGAUGUUGUUAUUGAUGACCGCUUGCCCACUUUCAAAGACCGCUUGGUUUUUCUGCACUCAGCUGACCUCAAUGAAUUCUGGAGUGCCUUGUUGGAAAAAGCCUAUGCCAAGUUGAAUGGAAGUUAUGAAGCUCUAAAAGGAGGAAGUUCAAUUGAAGCCAUGGAAGACUUCACUGGGGGAGUUGGAGAAACAUUUGAAGUUAAAAAGGCUCCAAAAAAUUUCUAUGAACUCUUACAGAAGGCACUUCAAAGAGGCUCACUGGUGGGCUGUUCUAUUGAUAUCAGCAAUGCAGCUGAGUCAGAAGCUCGAACACCAAGUGGUCUCAUAAAAGGUCAUGCAUACUCAGUAACUGGUAUUGAUGAGGUCAAUUACCAAGGGCAAACAGUGAGGCUCAUUCGAGUACGGAAUCCGUGGGGUCAAGUGGAAUGGAAUGGUGCCUGGAGUGACAACUCCUCUGAGUGGGAUUCCCUCAGCCCAUCAGAGAAACAGCAACUACAUCAUACAGCAUUAGAUGAUGGAGAAUUCUGGAUGAAGUUUGAAGAUUUUCUGUCUCAUUUUGAGAAAGUUGAGAUCUGUAACCUCACACCAGAUGCUCUUGAAGACAACGCUGCUCAUAAAUGGGAAGUGUCCAUUCACCAAGGCAGUUGGGUCAGAGGUGCCACUGCUGGGGGCUGCCGAAAUUUCAUAGAAACAUUUUGGACCAAUCCCCAGUUCAAGCUCCAACUGGCAGAAAAAGAUGAGGGUCAAGAUGAGUGCACAUUUGUAGCUGCCCUGAUGCAGAAGAAUCGCCGUAAACUCAGGAAACUCGGAGCUGCACUGCUAACAAUAGGAUAUGCUAUCUAUGAGAGUCCUGAUAAAGAUGAACACUUGACAAAGGAUUUUUUCCGCUACCAUGCUUCCAAAGCCAGGAGCAAAACCUAUAUAAACUUAAGGGAAGUUUCUGAUAGAUUUGAGCUACCACCUGGUCAUUACAUCAUUGUUCCAACUACAUAUGAGCCACAACAGGAAGCUGAUUUCUGUCUAAGAGUUUUUUCUGAAAAGAGAGUAGUUACAAAGGAGAUGGAUGGAAAUGUCAACAUUGAUUUGCCAGAGAUUCCUGAGCCAACACAACCUCAACAAGAAACAGAAGAAGAAAAGCAAUUCCGAGAUUUGUUCAAGCAGAUUUCAGGACCGGACAUGGAGAUCAGUGCAGAGGAACUUGAAUAUAUCCUGAAUGCUGUGUUGGAAAAAAACAAGAUCAAAUUCAAGAAAAUAAGCCUCCUGUCAUGUAAAAAUAUCAUUUCCUUAAUGGCUUCCAGCGGGAAUGAAAAACUGGAAUUCAACGAAUUCAAACUUUUCUGGGACAAACUGAAAAAGUGGAUUAGCCUCUACCUUCACUUUGAUUCUGAUCAGUCUGGCACAAUGUCUUCCCAUGAACUUCGUCUCGCUUUAAAAGCAGCAGGAUUUCAGCUCAAUAACUAUCUGCUGCAGCUGAUAGUAUUAAGGUAUUCAGAUGAUCAGCAACAGAUCGAAUUUGACGACUUCUUAAACUGCCUAAUUCGCUUAGAAAAUGCAAGCAGAGUAUUCCAGGCAUUAUGUGUGGAAAACAGAGAUUUCAUUAACCUCCAUAUAAAUGAGUUUAUCAAUUUGACUAUGAACAUCUGAAGGCCUUGAACACGGAGUUCAGCCAGUAUCCCAACAUGCUUCUGAGUUGAACUGAGUUCACACUUUCCCCCAAUCACUGAAAAUUACAAGGGAUGUUUGUAUUGUCAAUAUUUUCUUAUACUCACCUUUUGUGAAUAUGUAGUUUUAGAACUCAAAUGCAAAUAAGUAUUUUCUAGAUUUAAAGCCCUAUUAUUUCAGCCAACACAGGAUAAUGAAAAGAUAAUAGGAUCUGAAAACCUAAACAUCUGGAGGGCAGUAAACUGAGGACGUUGCACUAACAUCUAUUUGUAUACAAAUAUAUUGCAUGUGUGAACACAUGCUGUAAUGAAUUACUGUUUAGCUGACAUAAAUGAAUAGCCCUAAGCAAUUAUUGUCUUUUGAUUUAACAUAAUUAUG
Thamnophis elegans (Western terrestrial garter snake) is the source of this 3726-nucleotide messenger RNA. RefSeq names its product calpain 9 (gene CAPN9). Lineage: Eukaryota; Metazoa; Chordata; Lepidosauria; Squamata; Natricidae. The transcript is spliced from 21 exons. The record is from RefSeq and is a predicted model, not a curated record. Gene Ontology annotation, molecular function: calcium-dependent cysteine-type endopeptidase activity; calcium ion binding. Gene Ontology annotation, biological process: proteolysis. The coding region runs from base 1216 to 3330 and encodes 704 amino acids. Gene Ontology annotation, cellular component: cytoplasm.